CUUUGCGCUCUGUGUUGGUUUUUGUCUCCCUUGGGGAAGCUGGACGGCAGUUCGGCAGGCCCCGUGCGUGGCCAGGACCGCACACUGGGGGCCAUGGAGUUCACGGCGUCGCCCAAGCCACAGCUCUCCUCCCGGGCCAACGCCUUCUCCAUCGCCGCGCUCAUGUCGAGCGGCGGGUCUAAGGAGAAGGAAGCCGCCGAGAACACCAUCAAACCACUUGAACAAUUUGUUGAGAAGUCCUCCUGUGCCCAGCCCCUGGGUGAACUGACCAGCCUGGAUGCUCACGGGGAGUUUGCCGGUGGCGGCAGCAGUGGCAGCCCCUCCUCCUCCUCUCUGUGUACUGAGCCGCUGAUCCCCACCACCCCCAUCAUCCCCAGUGAGGAAAUGGCCAAAAUUGCCUGCAGCCUGGAGACGAAGGAGCUCUGGGACAAAUUCCACGAGCUGGGAACAGAGAUGAUCAUCACCAAGUCGGGCAGGAGGAUGUUUCCCACCAUUCGAGUAUCCUUUUCUGGCGUGGAUCCUGAGGCCAAGUACAUAGUCCUGAUGGACAUCGUCCCCGUGGACAACAAGAGGUACCGCUACGCCUACCACCGGUCUUCCUGGCUGGUGGCUGGCAAGGCAGACCCACCACUGCCAGCCAGGCUGUAUGUACACCCAGAUUCUCCUUUUACUGGUGAGCAGCUACUCAAGCAGAUGGUGUCUUUUGAAAAGGUGAAACUCACCAACAAUGAACUAGAUCAGCAUGGCCAUAUAAUUUUGAACUCCAUGCACAAGUACCAGCCACGGGUGCACAUCAUUAAGAAGAAAGACCACACAGCCUCGUUGCUCAAUCUGAAGUCUGAGGAAUUCAGAACAUUCAUCUUUCCAGAGACCGUUUUCACAGCAGUCACUGCCUACCAGAAUCAACUGAUAACCAAGCUGAAAAUAGAUAGCAACCCUUUUGCCAAAGGAUUCCGGGACUCCUCCAGGCUCACUGACAUUGAGAGGGAAAGUGUGGAGAGCCUGAUCCAAAAGCAUUCCUAUGCCCGCUCACCCAUCCGUACCUAUGGAGGAGAAGAUGAUGUGCUGGGGGAUGAGGUUCAGACAACACAGAAUCGAGGGUCGGCCUUUACGACAUCUGAUAAUUUGUCCCUCAGCUCCUGGGUCUCUUCUUCUUCCACUUUUCCUGGAUUUCAGCAUCCCCAGUCCCUUGCUGCUCUCGGCACCAGCACAGCAUCCAUAGCGACACCCAUUCCUCACCCUAUACAGGGCUCUUUGCCACCGUACAGCCGACUUGGGGUGCCUCUGACCCCGUCGGCCAUUGCCGGCUCCAUGCAGGGGAGCGGCCCGACAUUCCCCUCCUUCCACAUGCCCCGGUAUCAUCACUACUUUCAGCAGGGGCCUUAUGCUGCUAUCCAAGGACUGCGCCAUUCCUCCGCGGUGAUGACACCAUUUGUAUGACUCUUCUAAACCUAGGAGAAUCCAGAUCCAGAAUGUGCAAAUGGGUAUGAAAUGUGGGAGAGGGUGGGGUGGGUGGGAUGUGGGGUGUGGAGCAGGGGCUCUCCAGGAGACAUGGGACCUAUUAAAGAGGAGAGCUGGACUCACAAUAAAGCCUACUGCUGAGGGAAUGCACCACAGACCAGGACUCAUGUGUAGCUCCGAGAAAGCUCUUGGGUUCAAGAGAGAAUCAGUGUCAAGUUCUUAGCCAGCCUAAGUCCUACAACCAAUAGGAUACUAACUUACCCAGAAAAUUGAAUAACACAAGGCAGAGGAAUCUGAAGGUGCAUUAUACCUAGCAGUUAAAAAUGCUGUGUCAUCACAGUAAUGUAUAAAAUCAAUGUGUAGAGGUUAUCUUUCUGCUUUCCACAGGUUUAAAGAAUUUUCAAAGAGGCAAUAUGUAUAACAUACCGACCAUAAUGCAUAAUGACUAACUUAAGUCCAUUUCUCUCUGAGGAAAAUGAGAGCCAACAGAGAAAUAUUUGUAGUGCUGAAGCUUAAGCAUGUUUAGUUUUCCUUUGUAUUAGUCUGCUGGGUAAAGGGCUGAGAUAAUGCUAACACAUCCUAUUUUGUGGAUGAAUAGAUGGUAAUGACCUUACAAAGCUCUUUUUGUAACACUGAAGGGCCAGUAUCUGACAAACUCUUUCUCAGUCUUGUCUUUUUCUUCCUAAUUCUCUUUCUUGCAAUGACUUGCCAUUUACAUAGAAAAAACCUAUAUACAAUUUUGAAGCAAGAGGCUCUAUGUGUUACAUUACACAAUUGAGGUUAUAUUUUUCUGGGCUGCAUUCUAAGUGCACUGCUGACUCAUUCACUGGGGAACACUUCUAAAGCCUCUACAUGAUGACACGGGAGGCUUUCUCUCAAUCUGCAGUACCAAGAUGGUUGCCCUGUCCUGAAAGGAAUUUCUCUGCCAUGGGUACCAAAGGCCCCUUUAGUUUUACUUCAGCUUUGGGAGACCUUAUGGAUGGUAAAACGCACCGGGCCAAAUUCUCAUUUUUGGUAAAUCUGCUUUGUUAUUAGAUUAGCUGUUACCACCGAUUGACAAAGAUUUAUGAAUGACCAUUCUGAAUGCCCGUAUAACCACCACUUAACCUAUGUUCAUGAAGCAUUAUGAGUCAUACAAAUGAUUUGUCCUUCUUUCUUACUGUUCUGUUCAGUGACUCCGUUAUCAUUUUCCUAGUCCAUUAUAUGAAAUUGUAUGUCAACUCAAUGACUCUCUGACUGAAACACUGGCAGUGUUUAUAAGUCAAUCCAAAGUAUUUAUUCACUUUGAGUUCUUAUUGUUUUCUUAAACCUUCCUUUAAUGUUUAAUAAUUAACUAUAUUUUAAUUAUAUAUAAUCUCUAUAUUUAGGGGGCAAUAUGUAUCUAAGCAUUUGAAGUCAGGGUAGUAUUUGGCAUUUUGCAACUUUAAUAAAGUUUAUAGUCCUUCAACUUUAUAAUGCUUUCUAGCUGUAAGAUAUAACCUGUCUUCUUUAGAAAACUCUCCACAACUCUAUUUUAUCCUAAUUAAAUUUUGUAUCUACUUUGUUCUGACUGCAAAAGUAUUAAAUCUGUUAAAAGAGAUGGGAAAUAUCACUGCUGAGAGUAGAGAGGGGGGUAAAUGCAAUAUACUUAUCAGAGUGCAUGGGGUUUUAUUUAGUUAUUUUGUUAGGCUUUUCCAUAUCAAAUGCCUUUCUUGGGCAUUUCUAGUCUAUGAAACAAGGCAUAAUGGCAUAGCCUGUCUAUGUGAUGCCAUUGUUGUUGGACUUUGCAAUUGUUUUUCUCCACUGUGUCCCGUAGUUUGCUUAUGGAGAAGCAUGGACUGUGCUCCCCAAGCAUCUCAAAGUCCUAUGGCAGACACUGUAGGCUAAUUUCUAACUUCUUGCAUGUUAUGCUAUAUAGUAUCCACAGGUAGUUUGUUUUCAAACACAGCACAGAUGUGCGUUUAUUUAAAAAAAAAAAAAAACAGCUAUAAGUAAUGUUUAAGUAUCCAUAGAGCUUAGGAUAGGGAUUUGAUACUUAAUAGUUGGCCUGCUGCCAGUGCUCCAUUUAAUACACAGUACUGCUGCUUAAAGCAGGAAUAACAAAACUAGAUGCUAUUUAACAUGAUGCUACUCGAUAUUCUGGUAAAUUACUGGUCUACUACAGUGAAUCUGUAUCUGAGUUUUCUUUUCAAUGAGAAUGAAAGCAUCAUUUUAAUACUAUUUAGACAUUUUUCCCAACUGACAUAUCUUAAAGUAGGUUUGUUUUUGUAAUAUGGCUUUACUUCAGUAUUUCCUGACUUCAUAACUUUAUUUUGUAAUUAUGCAAUAUAAAACUAAAAAUAAGUAGUGUGCUUAGAGAAAAGCAAAGACUGAGAUACCAAAGCAUGCUUUUGGGAAAUAACACCUGAAAUUCUAAAUUGGAAUUUUUUUUUAAAGUAUUUGGCAUUAUUUGAAAGAGGAAGAAAAAGCACAAGUGACAUGGAACUUAACCUGUGAUCAAAGUCACUCUAACCGUGAGAACCAAGGGUAGAAAUUUACCCCAACCCCAGGGUCUUUCUAAACUAUUCUGGUUGCUGAUUCUUACUGAACUCCUCAGGUAUUUAAGAUUUUAAAGUCUAAUUCUACCAAAAGUAAUUGCAAGAACUAGAUAGUUAGUGGGAAAGCCAAUGGAAUAAUUAAGAGCAUGAGUUGCAGACUAUUUGGAAUAAAUGUAGGGUCCCCCCUGCCCCCACCAGGUAUAUCACAGUAUCAAAAAGCAUGACUAAUGUGCAGUGCUGCUACAAAGAGGCCCUUCCGGAACUGCUUUGUCUAACCUGAAGGAAUUAAUUUAUAACUCCGUAGGUUCUGCGUAUGUGAUUUGUUUUUAGAACACUUAUCAAUAAUGCUGAGUAAGUUCAAUUAUUUCUUUUACUUAACAAGUCUUCCCCCUCCUUUGCCGACCCUUAGCGGUAUGUAAGUAAAAUCUCUCCAUCUUGUAUCUAACAUAUCACAAAUUAUUAGGUUAUAAGGUCUGCAUUAAUGAAUUUAGGUUGCACCGCUGGUUUGAGUUUAUGACGAAGGUUUGUUG
Molecule: messenger RNA, 4507 nt
Organism: Panthera uncia (snow leopard)
Lineage: Eukaryota; Metazoa; Chordata; Mammalia; Carnivora; Felidae
Gene: TBX20
Product: T-box transcription factor 20
Exons: 8
Coding region: 94-1440 (448 amino acids)
Biological process (GO): vasculogenesis; heart looping; positive regulation of DNA-templated transcription
Cellular component (GO): nucleus
Molecular function (GO): DNA-binding transcription factor activity, RNA polymerase II-specific; RNA polymerase II cis-regulatory region sequence-specific DNA binding
Source: RefSeq, a predicted model, not a curated record